AUGGUGACUCUCAGCGCUUCGGUCUUGCCUGUGCUGGACGCUUUGCCUACGCCGGCUCUCUUGGGCGUCAUCUCAAGAUCGUGUCCCCUUCUCGUCCCUUACCAUCUCCUCGCCGACGUUAGAUCAACUCUGCCGCCUACUUUGCCCUACCUCGUGCACAUCACCAGCUUUCACUCGCUCUCGCCUGACGAAUUGGCGGACGUGUUGGACAAUGGCGCUGAUGCGUUGGUCCUCGACCGGGACACUGCUCCUGCACUCGCACUGCUAGGUGGACAGCCCAGCAGCAUCCCAGCUGAGCGCGUCGUCAUUCAUAUCCCAGCCGAGGACGAUGCCUCACCCUCCACUUCUCAGGGUUCUCUUCAAGGACUAGCCGGCGUGCUCGUCUCGUUGCCCGCAUCGAUUGCCUGCGGCACUCAGCAAGCCAGUGAUAUCAUUAGCAGCUACUCGGCUGCCAUCAGCGCUCAAGAGUCUGGAAAGCCGGUUUACGUUUCACCAUUCAACACUCUGACUCCUGGUGCUGCACCUGCGUCAGCAACAAUCGACGACGCAGCCCGACUGGCAAAGUUGUCUGCUUCGCUGGUGGUUAGGACGUCUGCCCUCGCUCUGGUUGCCGAAGGUCAGCAAGCUCCACCCGGCACUCUUGACCUCGUCGGGGCGCUCACCGCGUCGCUGGUGUCGGACAGGGCUGAUGGCCACUUUCCAACCACUGUGGUUUCUGCCUCCCUCUCAACCUCCCUUGGCCUGGUGUACUCUUCCAUUGCCUCCAUUCGAGAAUCUCUCCUGACUGGAUCUGCAGUCUACCAGAGUCGCAAGCGAGGUCUUUGGCGCAAGGGAGAGACGAGCGGGGCGACUCAAGAAGUAGUGCGCAUCCGGUUCGACUGCGACUCUGAUGCCAUCGAAUUCCGAGUGAGGCAGCGAGCAGGUGCCCAGCACGCCGGCUUCUGCCACCUCACUGAGCGCGAGAGCUGCUUCGGUCCGACUGGCGGCCUUGCGGCACUCGAACGAACGCUGCUCUCGAGAAAGGCAAACGCUCCGCCAGGCUCCUACACUGCCCGCAUCUUCUCCGAUCCCAAGCUGCUCAGCGCCAAGAUUCGAGAAGAAGCACAAGAGCUUGCAGACGCAAAGGAUGAGGAUCCCAGCCACGUAGCCUUCGAAGCCGCCGACCUGCUGUACUUUGCGUUGGCCAGGUGCAUCAAAGCAGGCGUCAGUCUCGAACAGGUAGAGAAUAGCCUCGACUUGAAGGCGAAGAAGAUCACCCGGCGCGCUGGCAAUGCGAAACCUCAAUUUGAACAGCCUGCAGUCAAUGGCGGAAGCAAAAUCAAUGGGUCGGCUGCACCCGCUGCUACCGCAGAGGCAGACCCGAACGCCCCCAUCAAGAUCCAGUCCUAUCACCUAGAGCAGCUGUCGCAACAAGAGCGCGCCAGUCUAUUGAAGCGCCCGGCGUUGCGUUCGGCAGCGAUCCAGGAACUCUGCAGGCCUAUCCUGGCAUCAGUCAAGGAGAGGGGAGAUGCAGCUUUGCUGGAGCUUACGGAAAAGUUUGACAAGGCCAAGCUCUCCUCGCCCAUGUUCUACCCGCCCUUCGGCACUCCCGAAGUCAUGAAGCGGAUUAAACCCGAAGUCAAGGCAGCUAUGGAUCAGGCCUAUUCGAACAUCUACGCUUUCCACCUGGCCCAAAAGCGGACCGGAGGCAACGUCAAGGCUGCCAAGGCAGGUGCGGCGGGUGUGGACGAGCAGACGGGAGAGGAAGCGGAGGAUGCCAUCUUGGAAGUCGAGACGAUGCCGGGUGUGGUUUGCAGACGCUUCGCUCGACCUAUCGAGAGGGUCGGUCUAUACGUCCCUGGAGGAACGGCAGUGCUGCCGUCAACUGCGCUCAUGCUCGGCGUACCGGCUCAGGUCGCUCGUUGCCCCACUCGCAUCAUCGCCACGCCCCCUCGUCCUGAUGGAUCCAUCGCACCGGAGGUCAUGUACGCUGCCCACUUGACCGGUGCUACCGGCAUUCUCGCCGCAGGCGGAGCUCAGGCUGUCGGCGCACUCGCAUACGGCACGGCCACGGUGCCCAAAGUUGACAAGAUUUGCGGUCCAGGCAAUCAGUUCGUGACUGCUGCGAAGCUGUUGGUGCAGAACGACAUGGAUGCUUGCGUCUCCAUCGAUAUGCCUGCAGGCCCAUCAGAGGUCCUGGUCAUCGCCGACGCGUCUUCCAACCCGGACUUUGUGGCAUCGGAUCUCCUUUCUCAGGCGGAGCACGGCCCCGAUUCUCAAGUGGUCUUAGUGGCCAUUUCGCUCACAGAUGCCCAGCUAGCUUCGAUCGAGGAAGCGGUGGAUAGACAAGCCAAAGCUUUGCCAAGGUGCGCCUUCGUUCGCAAGGCCAUCGAAAAGAGCGUGACCAUUCGGGUGCCGAACCGAGAAGAGGCGAUGAAGUGGAGCAACGCGUAUGCGCCUGAACACCUCAUCAUACAGACCGAGGAAGCAGAGCUACUCGCAAAGAGCGUGAUCAAUGCUGGAAGCAUUUUCGUCGGGCAAUGGAGCCCCGAAAGCUGCGGAGACUAUGCUUCAGGCACCAACCACUCGCUGCCGACGAACGCUUUUGCGAGGUGAGUUUAGAGUGGGCUGUGCGUGUCUCUGCGAUUCUGCCUGACAUUUCUGCUAUCCGCCUGCCCUGCAGACAAUAUUCGGGCGUCAACACGGACACCUUUGUGAAGCGCAUCACAAGUCAGAAUUUGACGGCUGAAGGGCUCAAAGCUUUGGGACCACACGUCGUGCACCUCGCGGAAUGCGAGGACUUGGAGGCCCACGCGAACGCAGUGAGGCUCAGGUUGAAGGCUCUGGAAAAUGUAGAGAAGGUGUAG
Messenger RNA from Ceraceosorus bombacis, 2846 nucleotides. Lineage: Eukaryota; Fungi; Basidiomycota; Exobasidiomycetes; Ceraceosorales; Ceraceosoraceae. The record is from the annotation of a GenBank genome assembly.